AUGGCUGAUACUCCUCUUCGGUCGCAGGAGUCGUCGUCCGAUGACUCGCCCAACUUGCCCGAUGGGCCCAAGGCCGCGCGAAGGAGAAAUGUGCGCACGGCCUGUACCGCGUGCAAGCGGCGAAAGUUGAAGUGCUCGGGCCAGGUGCCAUGCCAGAAUUGUGACAAAAAUGGCUCCACCUGCACCAUCGACGAGGCCACCGACCAGCGGCGGAAACAAGUCCUGAAGCGCAAGAUGGAGACCCUCGAAGGGAAAGGGGAGCUCCUCGACCGCUUGUUCAUGGUGAUGCAGGAGGCCGAUGCCGUCUGUGCGGCGCAGACAAUGAACCUCAUUCGCAGCCAUGCAUCCCUAGAUGAGAUCCGCGCGUAUGUCGAUGACUUGCUCGAUCGCUCGCGGCUCGAGAAAACCCCCGAACUCCUCGAUGUCUGUAAUGAUUUUCACCGACUGCAGGAAUCCGAGCAGAAAUCAGCUCGCCCGAAGCUGGAGCGCAAGCAGCUGUCGGAUAUCGUUCUCUUUCGGGUUCCGGCGCGCCCGUGGACGACGGUGAGCAUUGACGAUGACUUUGUGUCGCAUUUGAUUUCGCUGUGGUUUACGUGGUCGCAUCCGUUUCUGAACUGGAUUGAUCGUGAUCUUUUUCUGAGAGAUAUGCAGUCGGGGGACUUGGAGUCGACGUUUUGCUCGCCAUUCCUCGUGAAUAUUAUUUUGGCGGAUGCCUGUGCAUACUCAGACUACCCCGAGGCAUACGGGGUAGCAGCCGAGCAAUGGUCUCGAGGAAUCCAUUUCUACAAAGAGGCCAAGCGCCAUCUGGACAGGGAAGAUGGCCGCGUGACUCUUGCAAAUGUCCAAGGACUGGGCGUUUUAUACGUCUGUUCUUGUAUGAUGGGAAAAGACCGAAGUGGCUGGAUCUACCACAGCCAGCUCACAUAUGCCGUGCAAGAACUCUGUCAUAAACCCAAACCUCCAAUGGACACCGAAGAGGACAGAGCACAGUGGGAGAGGGCAGUCGAGAAUGCCAUCUGGGGGCUAUUCAAUCUUGCCUCGAUGACCGCCCUGGCAUACCAAAAGGUUGCUCAAAUACAAGUUCCACGACGUUCCUACUCACCACUGGCCAACUGCGACCUCCAUCGAGACAAAUGGACCCAUUACCCCCUCAGUCCGGAGGGCAUCAAGUCCCAUUGCGGGUGUCUAGUCAAAGCACUCUGCGACAUCAGCCAGAUUACAUACGAUUUAAGCUGGCUAUUGUUCGGCGACAAAGACCGCAAACUCGACACCGCGUUUGCGCAGGCAACCGAGGAUGCCCAUUCGCGGCUAAAUCGAUGGUAUCAAGAAUUACCAAAGUGUCUUGGGACGAGGAAUGCUCCGCCACAUGUGUUGAGUCUACAUCUCAAAUACCACACCAUCAUCCAAACAAUCUUCGGGUUUGUGAAAGGUCUCCCCAAAGCCGAAGACGAAAACAGCAACACCCUACAAAAAACCCGCCAAAAAGCCCGAGAACUCUGCCUCGCCGCCGCACAGGAAAACGCCCAUCUGAUCGACCUGUACCGCGACCUAUGGAGUCUGGACUACAUGCCACCGGUCAACAUUCACUGGGUGACUGUAUCGAUGUUCACGCUUCUCGAAAGCCUGGACGACCCAAGCAACCACGAGGCCUUCGUCAGCCUCAGCAUCGCCGCCAAGGCCUUCUCGCACCGCUGGCCGCUGGGCAAGGGGAUGCUACGGUUAAUUCAGGUUACGUCGAAACAGAUGAGUGUGACGCUGCCACCAGAAACAGACGCGCUCUUCUCCUAUUUCGAGAUGCGGCUCUGGAAGAGCCGCGACCGCAUGGCGUUCAGUAGCCAGUACCCCAAUUUUGCGCACUCGAUGAAACAUGGCAAUGUCGAGGAUGUCGAGCUCGAUUUGUUUUUGGAGAAGUUUGAUGACUUGCAUCUCGCGUCUGAUCGGGAGACUUCUGAGGAGCGGUCUGAUGAGCAGCAGAAUAAUGGAAUUUCUGCUGGACUGGAGGUUGGGUCGGUGGAGACUGAGGCUUUGUUUUCUCAUUCGCUUGAUUAG
Messenger RNA from Penicillium alfredii, 2049 nucleotides. RefSeq lists its product as uncharacterized. Bases 1 to 2049 code for a protein of 682 amino acids. Gene Ontology annotation, molecular function: zinc ion binding; DNA-binding transcription factor activity, RNA polymerase II-specific; DNA binding. The transcript is spliced from 6 exons. The record is from RefSeq and is a predicted model, not a curated record. NCBI's taxonomy places the organism in Eukaryota, Fungi, Ascomycota, Eurotiomycetes, Eurotiales, Aspergillaceae. Gene Ontology annotation, biological process: DNA-templated transcription; regulation of DNA-templated transcription.